AGCCUCAUUGCAGUCACGUGACUCCGGUAUGGUAGAAUACGGGAAGUUCUUUACCUUCAUUGUCAGUCAGUACUAGGAGCGACGAGAAAGAGGAAGUCUGUGUGUACUGCUCAUUCACAGUAGGUUCCCUAUAUUCUGUAUUUCGGCUGUUAUAGAAGUAUGUUGCCAAGGGACCAAGAAGGUGAAACCAUCUCUGUGUGGGUGCGAGACCCUAAAGUACAGAAAGAAGAUUGGCAUUCUUAUGUGGAUUAUGAAAUCUGUGUUCAUACAAACAGUAUGUGUUUCACUCUGAAAACUUCAUGUGUAAGAAGAAGGUUUCGGGAAUUUGUAUGGCUCCGACAAAAGCUCCAGAGCAAUGCUGUAUUAACUCAACUACCAGAGUUGCCUCCCAGAAUCCCAUUUUUUAAAAUCAGUAAUAGUCAAAAUUUGGAGCAUCGUGUCCGUGGAUUGCAAGAGUUCCUAAACAAGGUUUUGCACUGCUCGGUUCUGCUCUCUGACAGCCGGCUUCACCUUUUCCUACAAACCCAGCUAAGUACAGAAGAAAUUGAUGCCUGUGCAUCGGGGAAAACAGAAUAUUCAGUUUUUGAAGCCAUUCACAAGUUUGCCAACUCGAACCGGCGGUUUCCUGCGGAAGAGGAAGAGAAAACAAGUCAUUACUUAGAUCCCGAGAGUUCAUCCUCCAAGCUUGGACACAAGUGUGAUGGUCAUUUCCUGCAAGGAUGCAAUCUAGACAAAGAUCACAAAGAAAUAUGGACUACUAUUCUGCCUCCAAAGUAGUUUGGGCUCAUUUCUUGCUCUUAAAUGUUCAGUAUUAAUACCCAAGUAUGGAAACUGUAAGGGCUUUCAUUUUGGCAUAGUGCGGUCUUAAUUGCCCAACACUGGCACAGAUACCCAGCUACAGCAAUUCCAAUGUACUUAAAGGGAACAGCAUUUUAAAUAUGUUAUCAAACAAAUGAAGGUUAAUUAAAAUAAGUGCUUCAUUAGUAGGUUUAUAGCAUUUAUAGUAUGUGUCACAUCAUGUGUGUUGGCAGAAGCUCCUGGCACUGUAGGUGUUCUGGGGGCUGUCUUUCCUUGCCCCCCACUCCAUUGGAAGAGGCGAAUGGAGAUCUGCUGUAGCUCACGCUAUUUAUUUUACAGCUAGCAUCCAUCGUCAUUUUCUGGCAGCGUCACAGCAGAUGCCGGGGAGGUGCCGUGUAAAUCUGCACAAGAAAGAAAACACUAGGAGCCAAACAGCAUUUUUUUAACUUUAUAAAUGUCAGGGAAGUUUUUAUACAGAACUUUCCCUUAAAUUAAAUGUUUUUCCUUCUGCGUUUAGAAACCUGGUCUGUUUACUGUAAUAGAAUCCAUUUUUUUCUUUAAAUAUGAGCUAUAUAAGACAUAAUCUGGAAUGGAGCCUUGAAUCAUGUACCCUGUAGUGGCUUAGAUAACUACUGAAUUAGCCUGAAUUUAGCCACCACUGGGGUGUUUCACAGAGACCUUGCACUUUCCUUUGACAAACAGCACCCAUUCCUUUCUUCUUAAUAUACACCACUUAAACUUCAAUAACUAUGCAUUGGGGAUAUUAAAACCUUUCUGUACUGUCACUUGUUUGUGAAUAUUACAUGCACUUUAGGGCUGCCCCCAUGCAAAGCCAAUGAAAUGUUUUGUCCAAAUUAUUUCAUUUUUUGUUUGCAUUCUUGCUUUAUUACUGUGAUUUAUUUUUGCUGCUAUUGCUGACUUAAUGUAUCAUUUGUUUUUUUUCUGUGUAAGCCAUUAUAAACUUUGUAUGUCACAUCAAAUAAAAACUGUAUACAAUUAAUGUAGUUUUAAAUUA
This is a messenger RNA of Xenopus tropicalis (tropical clawed frog), 1813 nucleotides long. RefSeq names its product sorting nexin 10 (gene snx10). Gene Ontology annotation, molecular function: phosphatidylinositol binding. Gene Ontology annotation, cellular component: endosome; endomembrane system; cytoplasm. Gene Ontology annotation, biological process: intracellular protein transport. Bases 160 to 777 code for a protein of 205 amino acids. The record is from RefSeq and is a predicted model, not a curated record. NCBI's taxonomy places the organism in Eukaryota, Metazoa, Chordata, Amphibia, Anura, Pipidae. The transcript has 7 exons.